AUGAGACGAUGUCCACAUAGUCUCAUUGAUGAUGAUGAUGAUUCUCAAAUGGCGAAUCAAAGGGAGCUGCUCGUAACUGCUUUUGAUACAAAGAUAACAAGAUCGUCUUGUCUGUGUCUUUUCUCCAUUCGCCUCUUCUUCGUUCUCAAAUUAUUGGUUAUCCUUGUUGUUAUUCCCUUUCUUUCAGCCGUUUUUUUUUUCUUCAUCAUUUUUCUUUAUUCAUUUUCUUUGUCAUUUAUGUUGUUGCUCUCUUUUUUAUUCGCCCCCACCUCUUUUUUAUUUCUUCUUCAUUACAUUGUUUUUUAUGUUCAUCCUCCUCGUCUUAAUUUUCUCUUUCUCAUUUUUCUUGUAAUUCUUGUUGUUUUCUUUAUCUUUACUCCUCCCCCACCUUCUUAUUCCUUCUUUGUCUUUUUUCUCUUUCUUCCUGCACGCGCUCAUUUUUUUUUUCCUUAUUUGAUUGUUUCUUUUUUUCUUUUUCUAUCUCUUUUUUUCCUGUUUUUUUUUUUUCGAUUUCUUCUUUUGUUCUUUUCUUCUCUAUUCCUCUUCUUGUUACUCGUCGUCUUUCUUCUUAUUCUAGCUUUCCUCUUCCUCCUCCCUUUUCCCUCUCCUUUUUCUCUUUUCCUUUCCCCUUUCCUUCUCUUCCACUUUCCUUUCCUUCUUCCUCCAUAA
Acanthosepion pharaonis is the source of this 669-nucleotide messenger RNA. Lineage: Eukaryota; Metazoa; Mollusca; Cephalopoda; Sepiida; Sepiidae. The record is from the annotation of a GenBank genome assembly.